CAAUCAUCAAACAAUAGUCAAGGAGCCUGUCCUUGCUCAGACCAAGUUUCCCUACUUCAUUUCCUAGCACGACACCUGCAACGACUGCAGUUCCCGACGAACCAAGACCCCGACUAAGAGGGAUGGGGUUUACAAUGUGAACUCGCGUCUCGACGGGGAAUGCUCUCUGAUCAUGACACCUAAGUACGUACAAAGCUACACGGGUGAUCAAGUUGACCUCCGGGUCCAGACUGAUCUUCUCGGUGCUAUUGCUCUGGUCGUCAUAUGUGAUGAGACAGUUGAGUGGGUGCUCCGACGCAGAUUUGGAAGAGUCCACAGUCACCUGUAGCUCAAGAAAGAGGGACAGCGCCAGGCCGAUGACAUCGAAUCCAGGGCCAAUGUUUGCAGACGAACAAGGAGUCCGAAUGGUAAAUGAUGUCGAGGACAUUGCGGGGAAAUCGAUCAAUCGAGGAUGAAGUGACAGAUGAGGAGCCAAUUGGUAUACCAAUGGCUGGAAACUGUUCCUGCAGUGAACUGCCUGUCUACUUAUCUGUUUCAAGUACUUUGAAGUAAUUGUUUCGUUUUAUCUUGCCCUCGAGUGGAGGAGUAUCUGAUAUCGAGGCGGCGAGCUAUGACUACUCCGUACUUCAAGUGGACUUGGCACACCGAAACGCUUGAAAAAAAAAUUGGGGACAUGCCGACUUCGGGGCUCCAGGCAUGUCGCACAGCGAGCUUCUUGGGCCACAAAGUCAACCUUGAGUGCGUCGGAAGGACUCCCAAUCAUGGCGAGAAUAAAUCAGCUUUUGCUCAUCGCGGUCCGGACGAAAAGCUAAAAUGUCACACGCGAGACGGAAUUCUCCGUGCAGCGGGUGCAGGAGUCUGGAGAUUUCCUGUUGGUGCCUCCUAAAUCCGCUGUGGAUUUCGAAGUUCAGGAGACGAGUCUCAACAGAAGAUAAUUAUAGAUGACUCAAAUUAGUAAAUAUCCCUCAGAGAAAUGAAUGAAUGAGAUUCUUUCUUCCUGCCAGGCCAACAAAUCGCAGCCAUUAUUAUUCAUUCGGUCGCCUCGAAGCCUUGAACUGACUUUGAGACUAGCUCCAGACUCUCUUAUCCCUCUCAGCGGAAAUCUCUGUCCGCCCCUCUUUUCUGACACUCUUGCGUCUCGCAUAAAUCUUCUUUUUAUGCUCGUUAAGAAGAGAUUGAUCCUUCAAGUCUCCUUUAUUUUCUUGUCCCUCUCGAAACUGAACUCUCCUCGAGUUAUCUGGAGUUUGAUAGCUGUUUUCGGCUGUGGCAAAUCGCUUUGUCCGUCAGACGACUAGCUGAAUCCUCAGGCAUCAUACCCUCGGUGCUUUUCAAGGUUUUCCUCCGCCGACCUUGAUUAUUUUUUUUUCGAGUUGACAGCUCGACAUUCUCCCUUCCACCUUAUAUCGACUCUACCGGCCUUAUCUGACGGACAUCUGACUGGUUGAUUAUUGCUCGUUCUCCGGUCAAUUCGAUCAAGCAGCUACGCAUCUAAGUCAAACGAGAGGUUCUGCGGUGGACUGAUCGCAGCACUCGCUUUGAGCUCCCCCUUUCCCUUUUGCAACCACGGAGCGACAACGCUCCUUUUCACCUUACUCAGUCAAGUUGGCGGGGCUUCGCUACUCUCAGACCUCUUUCUUGCACCCUCUCCUGGGCCCCAAGUUCAGGGUCUUCUGCGGGGGAGACACCAGACCCCCCUAACUAGGCUUUCGGCAAUACUUUAAUCUGGCACACGAACGCGCAUCGGUUAUGCCAGACCCUUGCGAGGGGUCUGGCUGAUGGAUGGAGGAGCAACUAUUCCGGGACUAGUUCACCCAUCUUUAUUCCCUUGGUGAUUGGAUACGACACGACUACUGUCGAUUCUCAGCGACGAUAUCGAUCAGCAUAUUCUGACUCUUCGAGCAAAGCGGCAGCAGCAGCUUCUAUCAAUUUAAAAAAUUGAACGGCUAACUACCUGAAAAUGACCGAAUCACCUAGAUCCGAGAGAUACAUGGAUCUGACCCGAUUCAGUACCCCGGUACCUGAACUGGACGACCAUCGGUUUCAUCUAGAUAACACGCCUCGAAUUGAAGCAACCGCGGAUAUGGCAUUGAGCCGCCAGAAUACCGCGCAACAAGGAAUCGUCGAGGUGCCGCAGCGACCUGACCUUUUGCAAAUUCAGGAUGUCUACAGAGAUUCUGGCCCGUUCUCACGGGAUUUUGAACAAGCGAUAAUGGACGAUGAUCGAUCUGCAAACGAUCUGAAUGCUAUAGGACGUCGGUUCUCGGUUGAGCCCACUGGAAAUGUUCGCCAUGGCCGGACAUACAGCCGAACGCAUCAGGAUAUGGGAAACAGAUCACGAGAAUCUUCUGUCUCAGCAAGGUCAUCCUCACCACCGAACUCGGUCGAUGCCUUUGCGGAUCCUCGUCGCCGAGAGCGCGCAAAUACCUUGGAAAGCCACGCAGCCCCCGAUCUUGAGGCCAUUCUUCAGCGGACAGUCUCUGGCGGCACUCGACGGCCAACUUUCAGCAAUGCCAGUGUUAUUCGACCCCAGCCAGGGGACAUACAAUUGGACUCUACGGAAGACACAUGUGUUCCGCCAUUUGACGAGCCUGGAAGGAUCCCGGUUAUUGACUACGAGGAAUUGGAGGAAUUUGUUGCUCUAAACCAGAAGAUGAAGCCCUCAAUCAGCCGCCGCAAGCAUAGCGUGAGCUCCCAGGGCAGAUAUUCACACGUCUUCCACGACCUUCGCCCUGGUGCUCACAAACCGUCUGAAGUUGACGAGAAGCACUCGAGCCCUGAACGUUCAUCCGGGGAGCUGAUGCCGCCUAUGUUCGACGAGAAGAUCUUUGAUAACGCGAACGAGAGGCAUCUGCUUGACAACUUGAAGAACGAGAAUGAACCGACCCGCUUUGGUUUCUUCUCAUCGGAGUCUCAAAGUACUGUGCACGCGGCAGAGCUUGGCGAUCUUGUCCUACCUGGAGACACUUUCAGAGACCUUUUCCAGUUAGGUCCAGAGGGCGGAGUCUGGUGGCUAGAUGUUCUCAACCCGAGUGAGGCAGAAGUUAGCGCUCUCUCACGAGCGUUCUCUAUUCACCCUCUGACAACGGAAGAUAUCUUGACGCAGGAAUCACGAGAGAAAGUCGAGCUGUUCAAGCAGUACUAUUUUGUCUGUUUCCGGACAUUUUACCAGGUUGACAAGACCAGCGAGCGAUUCAUGGAGCCAGUAAACUUUUACAUGGUUGUCUUCCGUGACGGUGUCAUCUCGUUCUCUUUCACUGAGAACCCUCAUGCCGCUAACGUCCGGCGGAGAAUCGGAAAGCUCCGCGACUACGUGUCGCUUAGUAGUGAUUGGAUUUGUUACGCUAUGAUCGACGACAUUGUGGAUAGCUUUGGCCCUGCAAUUCGGGAAAUUGAGGUCGAAACCGAGGCAAUUGAAGAUCUUGUGUUCAUCGCGCGUAUGGAGGAUUUCGAGUCAUUUCUACCACGGAUUGGAAAUCUACGGAAGAAGGUUAUGAGCUUGAUGCGUCUCCUGGGGGGGAAGGCUGAUGUCAUUCGGGGUUUCUCAAAACGGUGCAAUGAACAAUACUCGGUGACGCCCCGUGGUGAUAUUGGACUAUACUUGGGAGAUAUUCAAGAUCACGUCGUCACCAUGAUGUCCAAUCUGGCACAUUUUGAGAAGAUGCUCAGCCGCUCGCACACUAACUAUCUUGCUCAGUUGAAUGUCACGAACCUGGUCCUCGGAAACCACGCCAAUAAGGUUCUGAGCAAAGUGACCCUCAUCGCUACGAUACUCGUGCCCAUGAACCUCAUCUGUGGUCUGUUUGGUAUGAACGUACAUGUACCCGGACAAGAUGUACCUGGCUAUGGAUGGUUCUUUGGUAUUGUCGGAGUUUUGGCUGCUGUUGUUGUGAUCAGUGGACUGGCCGCCCGGUUUUAUAAGCUUGUGUAGGGCAAGAUUGGCAGGAUAUCUCUGGGUUGGAUUCUUGGUUUAUACUUCUAUUUCCUGUGUCUAUAUUUUGUCUUAAGUGUUUAGCUACAUUCAAUCAUCAUUAUUACAAUCACCUACCAUGCCUCAGCCCUAAAUGAUCGUAAAUUACAUACUCAUGGGCGAUCUAAAAUCGGGAGAUGCCAAGCUGUGGCGGUGCACUGGCGAGAUGCAGGCAGAAGAGAAAUCCAUCCUGAGAGGGAAACAUCAC
Molecule: messenger RNA, 4175 nt
Organism: Aspergillus calidoustus
Lineage: Eukaryota; Fungi; Ascomycota; Eurotiomycetes; Eurotiales; Aspergillaceae
Source: the annotation of a GenBank genome assembly